Strongyloides ratti is the source of this 2886-nucleotide messenger RNA. Its product is annotated as Armadillo-like helical domain and Armadillo-type fold domain-containing protein. The coding region runs from base 1 to 2886 and encodes 961 amino acids. The record is from RefSeq and is a predicted model, not a curated record. Gene Ontology annotation, molecular function: alpha-catenin binding; cadherin binding; transcription coactivator activity. Gene Ontology annotation, biological process: cell adhesion; positive regulation of transcription by RNA polymerase II. Lineage: Eukaryota; Metazoa; Nematoda; Chromadorea; Rhabditida; Strongyloididae. The transcript has 3 exons. Gene Ontology annotation, cellular component: adherens junction; catenin complex.
AUGAAUGAACCAAAUACACCUAAUAUUUCGGAAGCACCAUGUACAUCAACAUCAUCUUCAGCAUGUUCUGCAUCCUCAACACCAUCUUAUCCACCAAUUUAUGUUAAUACAAAAACUGUAAAUGUAACGAAUGAAAGAACUUCAACAUCAUAUGUUCAAAAUCCUCCUGCCUAUCAAUAUCCUUCUGUUAAUUCACCACAAUAUUAUUAUCAAGGACCUUCUAUUCAUGAUUAUAGAAGUCAUAUUGACAGAUGGUCAUGCAAUCAGAUGCCUCCACGAGAUAGUGGUGUUCAUUCAAGCACAAGUCAAAGUGAAAUUUAUUCUAAUCCCUCUUAUUCUCAUUCAUAUCUUACAACAACUUGUAAUUCCCCUUUUGAUACUUCAUCAUAUAUCUCAGGAUUUAGUAAUGAAGAGUUAUCAUCUGAACAUCAAAUGACAUUAGAUAAUUUAAAGUCAAAAUGUUCACAUAAUACGGGAUCACAAAAUAUGUCACAGGAAAAAGCAUUUGAGGAAGUUUUACUUAUGCUUCAAGAUGUUGAAGAUUGUGUUGUUUUUAAGGCUGCACAAACAAUAAAAUAUAUAGCAAAAGAGGAUUCCUCCAAAGAAAGACAAUUUGCACUUGGUACAAUAAAUAAUAUAGCAAUAAUUCAAACAUUAAAUAAUGUUUUAAUAAAAGGAAAUUUAAAUCCAAAAAUUUCACAAGAAAUUUUAUCAACAUUUUUUUAUAUAUUAAGUUAUAAUGAUGGUGUAUCAUUAUUUUUAAAAUUUUUACAAACAUUUCCAAAUGAUCAAAAUAUUUUAUUAGAUACAUUAUUAUUACAUUUACAAAAUCCUCAAUAUCAAAGAGGUUGCCAUAGAUUUUCACUUAUCAUUCUUCAUUCAUUAAUAUUUUGUUCUGAUCCAUAUAAAACAACAAUAAUUAAAAUACUUCGAGAAAAAUUUGCUGUAUCAAAAAUAUUAAGAAAUAAUUGUAUUGAAAUUACACGAUUAGAGGAAAAAUCAUUAAGUAUAAUGAUUGAUAUAUUAAGAAAACUUUGUGAAAAUAAUCCUGAACAAAAAAAAAUAUUUAUUUGUAAUAAUGGUAUUGAACAAUUAUUAUUAAUAUUAAGUAAUUAUAAUUAUGAAAAUCUUACAAAUCGUUGUCUUUUAUUAUUGAAAGCUAUUAUUAAUUAUGAUCCAAAAUUACUUGUUAAUAGAGGUGUAUUUAAAAUAUUUCCAUCAAUAUUGAUGUCACCAUCAUCUAAGAUAAGAAAACUUGCUUUAGAAAGUGUUAGAGAUUUAGGAGAUAUUCAAGUUAGUACUAUUGAAUUAGAAGAUACCUUAAAAUGUCUUAUGCAUGUAUUAUGUACACCAUAUAUAGAGGAAGCACGCCUAUCAAUAUAUGCUAUAGCAAACUUUUUAUAUAAUAAUCAAAUUAAUAAAAGUUUUUUUAUCAAUAAUGACGGGUUAGGAAUAGUAAAAAGUUUACUUUUUUCAACAGCAUCAAUACCAAAUAGAGAAUCAAUACAAAGAGAAUUAGAAGAGAUAGAGGAAAGAUCAUUUGUAACAAUAAGAUUUUUAUGUGGUAAUCAUGAUAAAGCUAAUGAAAUUCAAAAUUUUUUAGCUCAUGAUGAUGGUAUGAUAAAUAUAUUUUUACAACAUUUACAUCACCCAAGACCAGCAGUUUUAAAACAAUUAUUAUGGAUUUUAUCAUUUUUAUCAAAAAAUCAAGAAAAUAUUGAAAUAUUUAGAAAGGAUGAAUUUAUUAUGGGUUUGGCAAAUGUAUUAAAAGUUUCUGUUACUACUCAUUCAAAAAUGACACAUAUUGAGGAUGUAUCAGUUAAAGAAUUAAUAUCAUUAACAUUAACAAUAAUUUGUAAUUUAAUAGAAGAUCAUAGAUUACGUGAUAUGUUUUUGGAAAUUCUUUUGAUGUCAGAUAAUUGUAUUGAAUUAGAAAAUGGACGUAUGAUAUCUUUACCAGUUGCUGUACUUUUAAUAAAAGAAGAUAAAUUUAAAAAAAAUAUUCUUCAAAUAAUGGCAAAUUUUUCAAAAGAUGAAAGAAUGGUUGGAACAUUUACAUCACAUCCAGAAGUUAUAGAAAUUAUUAAAACAAUUAUGAUAAAUGAAACGGGUAUAUGUAAUAUAUUAGCAGAUUCUUGUUAUAGAAAUUGGAUAAGUAAAAAACAAUUAUCAACAACUUCAAUGCCAUUACCAAAUAUAAAAGUAUUAUUUAAAGAUGAUGAAAUAAAUAAAAGUGGAUAUAAUCAUAGUAUAUAUAAAUAUCCAGGAGAAAGUUUGAUAAGUAAUUCACAGGAACAAUCAUCAACUUUACAACAUCAUUUACCAUUUAAUUCAAAAUUGAUAAAUUAUCAAAAUUUUGAAACAUCACAUCCUGUUUUAAGAUCCUCUACAAAAGAAUUACCUUUUAAUGAUAAUGUUACUUUUAUGUCUACUUCUGUUACUCAUCACCCAUCUACUAUAUUUUCACCAAAUGAUGAAAUAUAUUAUGGUGUUGAGGAUAAUUUAUAUUAUGAAAGAAAUUUAGAUCCAAAUACUACUUCUGAUAGUGGAUUAGGAAGAACUUUUAUUGAAUUAGAAAAUCAAACAUUAAUAGAAGGAAGUAGUGGUUAUAAUAGUAAAAGACAAAAAAUGAAUACUGAUUAUAUAAUACCAUAUAAUUAUAUACCACAAUCAGAAAUUCAACUUUCAAGGCAAUUUAGUGAAGUAAAUAUUUCACCUAUUCAAUCAACAAAUUUAAAUAUUGAUGGAUCAUCUCAAUAUAACAUAAUACCGGUAAAAAAUAUUAAAAAUGAUGAUAUGAAAGAUAAAAUUAAUAAUAAAAAUGAGGAAGUUGAAAAAAAUUGUGAAGAUAAUUUAAAUGAAAGUAAAAUUAUUGGUGAAUUAUAA